Molecule: messenger RNA, 312 nt
Organism: Iphiclides podalirius (scarce swallowtail)
Lineage: Eukaryota; Metazoa; Arthropoda; Insecta; Lepidoptera; Papilionidae
Source: the annotation of a GenBank genome assembly
AUGAUAUCGAAUAUAGAAUCUAGAUCCAUGCUCACGAACGCAGAACAGAGAGUGGACCAAAAGGAAUACGAGCGUAGUAAUGACAUUCAGCGAGGGGCGAAGACGUGGCCGAGGGAAACGGCAUUGCCGAAGCGGAGCGUGCCUGAUCCGUGUCAUCGGGCCCGAGAUCGCGUGCGGCCGUUUUGGCGCAUUCAUUUCGACCUGUCAAUGCGCCAGUCGCUCCUCAAUCAGCUUCGGGAGCCGUCCGGAUCCAGCGUGAUUGGCGCCUCGCUUGAUCGACGCUCGCCUCCGAUCGCUUCGUUUAUUGGCGCG